AUGGAAUCGAAAAAUGCUCCUGAUGUUAUGUGGUUUGAAUUUCUGUUCGACAAAACAGGCACUCUCUUGACAACUCAUUUGUCGACACCAAACGCAGGUAUAGAUUUCUAUGUAAAUUUGCAUAUUUCAUAAAUUGAAUUCAAUUCUGAACUAUCUACCUUUUUGUGGCCACAUAAUAUUCAUGUGUUAUGCUAUAUCAAAAUUAUAAAUACAAGCCAAACAACAAUAACAUUUACAUUGCUAUUUUAGCCCCAUCAGCAGAGCAGCUUAUCACACAAUUUCUUGAAAAAUCUGGAUAUAUUGCUCCUUGGGUAUGUUUAAUAACAAUAAAUCCUUUUAUUAUGGGUUUUGCAUUUACGACAACAUUCAGCCAGACUGCAUGGAUUUUACUACUUCACUGGUGUUUGUUGCGGCUGAUUGAUGUCAAUAAACUUGGCAUCUGGUGUUAGUAAUCUCUGAAUAACACAUUAACUCUGACCCACAACGUACAAACACCCAUGAGUUAGUCAAAUCCAGACUGCGAAGUAUUGCAGUUUUUGGCAAGAUCUUGGUGGUGACAAAAAUUUAGGUGUGCAACCUCUUUAAAAUUUAUUAAAAUGUGUGUUUAAGUUCAUGUUAAUGUUUAAAAUUGCCAAUGGGUUAUUCUAGAAAACAUCUAUACCUAGAUCUCCCACAGGGGAAGUCGGAAAUUAACCCUCUACCCCCUGUGGAUGUCCUAAUACACUUAUUUGUAUGCAAAACAAAUUUUUCUCUCCCACUCCGGUUUGCAGAAAUUUCCUCCGUGGGGGGAGUGUGGAAAUUUUCCAGAAUGACUCAAUUAAAUGCCACAUUUAUAAGUUGUGUUGGAACAAGUAUAGUUAUGCCACUUAUUGAAAUGUGGACAAACAUUUCUCGGGGUGUGGACAAAAAAUUCUCAUAUGUUUUGGGUAAAAAUUCUCAAAGUCAAUAUGUCCUCAAGAUGAUCAGGACCCAGUGUGGAUGACUUGACCAACAUUGCUAUCUAUUUCUGUUGCCCAGACAAAAAAGGAAACUGCUACAAAGACUGCUCAGAAUGGACAAGAAAAACAAGAUGUGGUUGAGACAAAUGUUAAAAGAAAGGAACCAUUGUUGUUACUUGCUUUACAUGUAGCAUCACAUUUGGACUGGAACCUAGGUCAUUUGGAGACAGGGUUAGUCUCAUGCAUGGAUUGUGUCAAUUGAUGAUUUUUUUGUCAGUGAUGGUUUUUUAAAUAUUCAAAUAUUGUUUUAUAGUCUUCCACUUUAUGUGCAAUAUGUGCUGUUACAAGAACUUGUCAAAAUGUUUUAUAAAGAAACAGAGGUACUUUUUAUUCGACAUAUAUUUUAUUAGCUUAAUAGAUAUUGUAUACAUUCAUGAUAUUAAAGCCUGUCGCACAAAAGGGUGCCUCCCAAAAGAAGCCAGUACAUAGCUAAAAAACUCUCUGUAAUGGCUAGAAUGCCAUUUCAGAGAUGCCAUCGGACACCACCUAAACUAUAAAAAGAUCUUCAGGAAUGACAUUUUUGCUUCUUAAUAUUUUUGUAGGAUAUACAACCAUCACCAGAAUUGCUUAAAGUUGAGAAGAAUGCUAUUUUCCCUUUGCUCUUGUAUUAUAGAUGGUAAGUAGUUAGUAUACUAAUGAUACGAUUGAUAUAAAUUAGAUACUAUUAGAUAUUACAUUGAUAUACCCUGUAGUGCACUACACAAUUGACCAGUUUCUUGUAUUCCCAAUUUUUUAGGAUUGUUAGAUCAAUAGUUGAUCAAACUUCAUCUAAACUAACAGAGAACAACACAAAUGAGUAUGUCAAACAAUACAUAAUUACAUGCAUAAUAUAUGACCAGAAUAUUUAAUAAUCCUAAUUAUAAUUUUGUUUAUGACCAGAAUAUUUAAUAAUCUUAUAAGGUUGCCAUUUGCUGAUGCCAAAAAUGAGAAGAGUGAAAUGGAAAAACUAAUAGAAAAGGUACUGUAAAUAUUAUGAAAAGGAUAUUCUAUAUGUAAUUGCCUGAACUGGACUGAUAUACAGUCUCUGAAUAAUCUGGACUGUCAUAAAAUAUAUACCGUAUUAUAGAGAUCGGGGGUUUUUUCAGGGAUUUUUUAGGGCCGUUAAACGGCCCCAAAAACUCAAUCUUGAAUUGAGUUUUGAAACUCAAUCUUCUCACCAAAGUUUCAGUGCAGUAAAAAUGAAGUUGUUUGAAUGAGUUAAAUUUGUGACGUGUGGAAAUUAGUUUUCAGUUGGGAACCGGAUAAUUAAGAAAAAAUGGCUGGAAUUCAUCUCACAACACAAGAAAAACUAUGCAUUCACCAUCUUUAACCAGUUUAUAGUGUCCCUUAGUGCCCCUGCUUUAACACAUUCUGUCUCAACUACAUUUAUUGAGUACAGGUGUGGGUCCGGGGGGGUGCAGCCACCCCAGCUGUUCAGCUAAACUCAAUCUUCUCUGCAAAAACAGACCCAAGAGAAAAUCCUGAAAAAAACCCUGGAGAUGCAUGUGAUGUUCUACCAUCAGGUUGUGUGACAUUUCUUCCAGAUUGAAGCAGAAGAGACAACAGCAAUCAAUGUUUUACAGCAAGGUACAUCUUGGAAAGAUGAUCUCACAUUCCCAGUGCUGCCACCUUUGAAAAUUACAUCAACAGAAAAUGAAGAGGACAAAAGGUAGAGUUUUUUCACUUUUGUGAAUCUAUGUACUGUACGUUGUCAAGCCCAUUGAGAUGAAAACACAAUACCAAGAAGAAGCUCAGAACUUUUGCUAGAUGUUUGCUUGAUUCUUCUUGAGCAAAGGGAAAACCCAACACUUGAUCAGAUGUGAAAGGUGGUUGUUCUAGGGACAACCUCAGUAUGGGCCACCAGAAACAAUGUCACAUCCACCAAGCUUCAUUGGAUUUACUGGAAUAGCUUCAGUCAAUUGCUUGAUUUGGUUGUUCUAAAAAAGAUCUACACUCCACCCGCAGAGGAAAUUUGUCCCAUCCAGGGCCAGGGGAGAACAAAAUUGUUUCUUAUACUGUAAUAGUACAGUAGGUGUAUUAGGGCAUCUGACAGGGAUGGGGAGGGGUUAACUUCCAAUUCCUUCUGUGGGGGAAGUAUGGAUGUUUUCUGGAAUGAGAAAGUGAAGCCAUAGAUGGCCAAAUGAUCCAGCCAUUGUCCUUUCACAGGUACAAGGAACAGAUAUGAGUGCAUGCACCUUGCAAACUUUGCAUUUUUUAUUUUAGCGAAAAAGAUGAAACUAAGAUAGCUGGAGAAGGCACUGAGAAAGAUGCUGAGUCCUCUGAUAAUACUAUGGAUACUUCAGAGACAAAGACGGUGUCGAGUCAGUCCAUUAUUGGUCAGACAUGUUUUGAUCUUGGCACACUUUUUUUUUACAAAGGAAACAUUGAGAAAGCCAAAAGUCUGUUUGAAACAUGUUCCAGUGUACAGGUAAAUUGUACAGGGUUAGCCAUAUUUGAUACGGUACAGAAAGUUCCACUUGCAUUCGUUCCAGAGUUUUAUCUAGCAUAAUUUAUUGCCCCAGCUGGUAACUAUAUUGAUUAUUUAGUGUGCAAGCAAUUCAUUCUACACUGUGGACAAGAAACGACUAUCUGGCUAUUACACAGCAUGUUGUUCACUCUUACAUUGUCCUGUACGAGAAGAUCUCGUCAGUUCUCUGUCUUUGAUGAGUCAAAUGGAACAAUGCAAAUAUGAUGGCUAUAAGGUACAGUAUACUGGUGGCACAGUGAUAAGGGUAUGCAAUGGGCACAGAAUAUAAACCUUACAGAAGGCCGUGACCUCUUGGUUUUGCCUAUGAUUUUGCAUAACCGUUGCAAUGCUGUUGCCAUGUUCCUGGCCAGUGCGCGUACAAGAGGUAUUCACCCCCCUGAAAAUGUCCAAAACACAGAACGUCUGGGGGGGGUGCCUCUCGUUAGCGCACUGACUGGGAGCAAAGCUCGUAAUACUUGAUGUCAAUGAUCCAGUAGGGGCAAUUUAAUCCUAUUUGUGGAAAGCGAAUAAUGCAAUAAUACAAUUUUUAUCCAAUCCAAGUAUUUCAUUUUCUACAAAUUACAAGUGGUCUUAGUUUUAAUGUUUUCCUGGCAGAAUCUGGUGUCGUUACUAAUCAAAGACAAUGCAGACCAACAGGUACCAUACACAUUCAAACGAUGCCUAGAAGCAGACGUUGUAAGAUACAUCCAGCAAAAUUUUCGAGCAGAUAAGACUCUACCUUGGAAAGUAUGUUGCUGUAACACCACUGGAAAUCUUUUGGCUGGCCGCUGUGUCGAUCCUGAAUUUUGGAAAAUGUUGGAAAAUUCAAGUGGGGAACAGUUUAAGUGUUUCAUUGAAGUAAGUUUCGGGACUUUUGGCCACUGUAAUUGGUAUUGACUUAUGCUCCCUUCCACAAUCAUAUACUGUAGGGUCAGAAAGUCGCGCCCUGAUCAGAAACCUGCGUUAGAAGGUCCCGUGCGCUGACAUAGUGGGAAAUUUCUCUAGGGUUUUUUUUAAUUUUCACACUUGAGAAUUCUUUCCUCAACUCGCAAAUCCUGAGUGCGUACGAGAUUGUUGAUUACGAUGUGUGGAAAAGAGCUUUAUGACCGCGUACUGUAAUUGCAGACCCGGGCCAAUAAACAGCAAGACCCAACAAUUGUAUCUACACCCAAGAUGUACCUACACCCAACAAUUGAGCAUUUAGGGCUGAACUUCACAAAAAUGCAUAACAAUUGCCUUGCAUCCCAGCCCUAGUUCACUUGGCCCGAAACUGCUUCUGCCGAAAAUGAAAAUACCCUUACCACCCGCAGAAAAGCAUACCCUCAGGGCAUACGUGGCGCCAUGGACGUAAUUAAAAGAGAGAGUAAUGAGCUGAUUCCAGGUAUAGACUAAAUUUUGAUGAAGGCAAGAAGAACAUAAUCUAUCACCACAGCUAGAAAGAGCAUGUUAAAAUUAGUAAAAUUGUAAAGUUUCGCCGCGAAAUGUUGUAAAAUGCGGAAAAUAUACAGUAGCCCUAUGAAAUUUGCAAAUUUUGUAUUACGCGCGGGAAAAUGCACCACUUUCGGCCUAGCUGUGGUGAUGGAUUUUGUUCUUCUUGCCUAGAUCAAAAUUUAGUGUAUUAUUGCUCGAAUCAUCCAUUACAAGUUGUGUAUUUAACUAUUUUUACUACACAGCAUUUCGUGGAUUCCCUUGCACUUGUGAGUGACAGGCAAAGAUCCGAAAAGAAUGGAUUAAUUUUAUCACAACUGGAAUCCGCUAUAGCGUAAGUAUAUUAAAAAACUGUCUAGAUCAAUAAUAUUAAGUAUAUACACUUCUGUAUUCCGUAGCUGCGUGGGAAACUAACUUCCAUCUUUUGGCGAACAAUAUGAACAGGAGUAGCCUCAUCUGCAGGAAUCUUAUGGUUUGUCAUAUGGUUUGCCAUGAUGGGGAGAUUGCAGACAAAAAAUUGACUUCCCAGCUCGAAAUGUGCAAUACAACGUAUUCUUCUUAUGUUUUUAUUUUUUUUCAUAUUUAGAUCUUUGCUGGUUGGACAAUUGGCAGAAGAGAGAUUGGAAAUUUUAGUGAAAUCCAACAUUGGAAGAUAUCUUGAUAUCAACAAUGUAAGAAACAUGAAUUAGAAAUAAGCUAACUUCACUUCUACAUUACUGGAUAGUUCUAAGCUGGAUGCAUAAUUAGCCCAUUGUAUAAAGUUAUGACAAGACAGGAUUUAGGCAGUUGCGAUAUUGAAAAAAUAUCGAUAUCGAAAAAAAAUAUCGAUAAUAUCGACUAUAUCGAAUUAUGCAAAUGAGAAAACGUAAUUUAGUCAACUUGCAUGUAUACGCAUCACAAACAGUUAAAAAGAAGUGCAUGAAAGCAGUCAUGGUAUGUCUCAAAGAUUUAUUAACGACGGUUUAUCCUUCAUCUCCAACUCAGCUUUUAAUUUCAAUUGCACACGCACUUGUAACAUAAUUCGCAAUUGCCGCCAUACACACGUUGUCUAAACUUCACCGAUGAAAACAAUAAUUGCUGAAUAAUCAGAGAUUAAGUUGUUUAGUUACAACUUUCGAUAUUUUCGAUAUGCGAAAAAUUGAAUAUCGAAUAUCGAUAUUUUUGAAAUAUCGAUAUUUAUCGAAAAUAUCGAUAUAUCGCAACUGCCUAACAGGAUUUUGGUGGAAAUAAUGGGGGAGGUGGAAGAAAUGUAUCAGUGUAUUAAUGAAUUAUGACUGUAUGACUCAUCCAAUUUUGCCCUUCAUUACAUUGUUACAAAGUUUCUUUCAAAACAUUGCAUUGAAAGGGUAUUUGACACAGAGAUGAAUAGCUAUCACUGUUUCAAUUUUACAGAAAAACUUUCUUACGAAGUGUAGACCCUAAGCAACCAAAAAUGUCAAAUUUUCACUUUGAUCUAUCAUUGAAACUUUCUUAAGGGGAGGUGCAUGACUUUUCAGGAGAGGUGCAAAAAUUCUCAGGGGAGGUGCAAAACGAUCUCUGGGGAGGUGCGCAUCUCCUCACACCUCCCCUCAAAGUCCGGCCAUGAUUUAUGAAAAAUAACUUAAUUCGCUGGCGAAGGUAAGUAGUCUCCGAUCGCGAGUCUCUAGUAUGUACACUUUAUGUUUAUGAAAUACUUAUUCAUCUUUCACAGUUAAAGAAAGCUCUUGAAAAGCAUGAACAAGACUUGCAAAACGCCAGCUGUACGUUUUCGCCCAUCAGCCUACAACCUCACAAAGGUAGGAUUUUAUUAGCAGAUAAUAAUUCCCCGGUAGUUUUCCUAAUGCUCCAGUUCAGUGGACAUGGAGGGCAUGUCAACAAAAGAUUAAUCUCAUUAGAAAUUCUUUAUUUCACCUCCAUCUGCAUUUAUGUUUAAGUCUUGUGAGAUUGCUUGAAACCCAACUAAUUUACUCUUAAUCAUCCAACAUCCUUUGUAUUGCAACUGCCACAAACUUUAGUGAAAUCAUUAUUUAAUAAGUACAAUCCGCGUUUUAUCCGUACGUCUGCUUACGCGAUACCGUAAAUCCGCAGUUCCGUAUCCGCAUUUUAACCCAACGCUAUUGACGCUACGGGCGGCGUUUUGCGUCUGCAUUCUAAAGAUUGUUUUUCCCAUUGAUAAAUUGUAAAUAAUUGGACACGAUCUGAUAAAAGGCGGCGAUGAUAUAUUAGUGUUGCCAUCUGUAUUUACUUCUGGAAAAGGGAUAAGGUGGUGCAGGAAAACGGCAUUUAUCUGUUAAUUUAAUUGCCGUGUUUGACAAAUUUUAAUUUCGCUAUAAGCCAAUAUCCGUUAGUGUUUAGCUAAAUUUACGGUAACAGACAAUUUGUAUUGUGGAACGACGCCAAACAAUAUCCGUUGUAUAUUGCAACAUGUCUGUGAAGGGCAAGAUGUGAUUAAAACCCCAUUCAAACGUUGAGCGUUGAUGACGUUUCAAACUUUAGAUCAACAACGUAAAUGUUUAAUAAGUGUUUCAACUACGUUUUAUAAAUAGAAGUGGUUAUUCGUACUGGAGUAUGGCACCCGAUUCUUACAUUUCGUAAAUUAGUAAUAUAAAGUGGUUUUUUGCAACAGCUUUUAGCGAGCUUGCCGCUAGCGUAUUCGGCAAAGGCGUUGCGUGCGUGCGAAGUGAAACGAGGUCGUGUCCGGGUUUAGUUUUAGUCGUUGGUUUUCUGUUUGACUUUUUUUUCUCGACUUUUUAGACUUUCAAAUAGUUUAAUAGACCUUUAUUGGUUAGGGUUAGAUAAGAGUUUGGGGUUGGGGUCAGGUUUAUCUUAAAUAUUACGACUGCAGUACGAAUAGCAAAUCAAACUCGGCGUACUGUUCCAGUACGAAUAGAACGUUUAUAAAUUUACGUGAUAGUAACUAAGGGUCUGUUUAUAUGGUCCCUCUUACCCAGGAUUCAAUGAAGUGUGACGUGUUUUGAGCAAUUGAAAUAAUUCACACUUCAUAAUCUAACAAAAUUGGUUGUUACAAAUUGUAUGAAAUUCCAUGUUUUACACAAAAAAACAAAUGUUGUUGAAUGCUAUUCAUCGUCUUCUUCCACUACAUAACUUCUAGCGCGUUCUUAAUUUCGUUUAAGGCUGUUUAGGGCUGAAACACGUAUUUCAAUUGCUCAAAAUACGUCACACUUCAUUGAAUCCCGCUUAAGCGGGACCAUAUAAACAGCCCCUAAGGGACGGACCAUUAGAUAUUUGAGAGGGGGGGGGGUUGGGCAAAUACCAAAAAAAAAUUCGCGCACAGAAAAAAUCCAGGAAAAAAAUUUGUGCACAACAAACCUAUUGAAAAAAAAAAUCGAGCAAGAACUAGGGCUGAUUUUUAAAAUCGUAAUGCAAUUAUUUUAAAACAUUAAAAUGGUGUUUUUACGACAAUCGAAAAAAUUUAUGCUGAAAAAAAAAUGAUGAAAAAAAAUUCGUGCACAGAAAAAUUCCCCUCAAAUAUCUAAUGGUCCGUCCCUAAGGUCACGUGUCUGCCAACUGUCGUGCGCUCGCAUCAUCGUUCGAUCCAGGCUCGCGUAGUUCCAGCCGGAGUUAAGCCUGCUACUGAAAGCCAAGAGUGGAAUAUCGUUGUCAAAGUAUUUCUGUUUAAGCUGGUGUAUGCUAACACCACUCGAGUGUACACGUCAGCAGACCACGCCAUUUUUAUCUCAUGUUUACCGCAACCUCGUUCCCAGAGGAGAGACCCUGGGAACGAGGUUGCGUUGUUGAAUUUAGACUCAGACCUGGAUUUGAUUUUUCGUUAUACGUCUAUCCCAGGCCUGAGUCUAAAUCUCUAUAACUCAGGCUAAGAUUUGACUACACAGCUAAAACGAUCUGGUUGUUGCAAUAUUGAUGAAAACAGGAUUGAACAAUGUUGUGCGGCCCACAUUGUUCACAGUUGUCAAAAAUAUUGAACAAUAUUGUUACACCCGAUUCAGGCUCAAUAAUAUUGUUCGAUAUUGUUGACAAGUGUGAAGCUGCACAACAUUGUUCAAUCCUGUUAAACAGCAGGCUCAUAAUUUUUACGCGUGUACGAAUAUAAUAAUGGAUCUAGACACGUCAUGUUAGGUGCAUUGGGACGACACAGAGUCUUUAAUUAAUGGAUGAUCUUGUACUUGCUGUGGGAGUCAACAGCGCAAUAUAUUAGGCCUAUACUAAAUGUUUUUGCAAUCCCAUGCAGUGCACCAUCAAAUUUUAACUCAAAAUGUCAUUGAAAGACAUAUACUGAUAUUAGAUCAGUGCUCACACACUUUGAUCUUCGCUUUGAUCAAAGCAUCAUUGAGAUAUUUUAAAUACUGUUUCUUUAGGAACUGUCUCGCGCAAGUCUCAUAACAUAUGUAAUGACCCGAUGAUAAAGACAUCGAAUUCUGAAACUGUUUUUAUAUCAAAAUGCUAAAUUUUAAGCCUGCGUGAACCAGUCUUCAGUUGCGCGCAGCAACAAUUCUUUCGUAUAAUCUAUUAUCAUUAAAUCAUCUAAAAUCGAUCAGAUCACUUUAAUCUUUAUAGUGGUUGCGCUUUUUGCCGGCCCAGUUUUAUCUCGUUUCCCACAAGGUGACCUUCAUGUGGGCCUAACCCUUGAUCGCCUUGUUAAUUCUCAAUACAUUCUAGUAAAAAUCAAUAAAGUGCAACAGUGUGAAUAAUCCCGACAAAAUCUGUCAACUUUCCCAUUAUCGCAUCAAUCCCACACAUGAUUCCAGUUUGCAACGCAUGCAGCCUUAAUCUGAAAGUGCCGAAAGUUUGAAAAUCACCCCUUUAAGCUUUUUUUACCCUUCGAUACACGCUUCGACCCAUGUAUCUAUCACUUACAGCUCAAAUGACAGACUUGCUCUCCAAUUUCGACCGUUACUAUAAAGUUUGCGAGUUGAGAGUUGAGACUUUUAGUGAUGAAGUCAUGAACAGAACCGAGCGAACAUGGACGACAAAGUCAAAAACUUCUAAGCUAAGGCAUGGUUUCUAUCUAAUCUGGUCUUGUCUUUUGCAAAAUCAUGUCGACAUAUCAUUACACAUGCUUGCAUGCGAUCGGUAUAUUAGUACGGCAGUACAUAAACAUUUAUCUGGACAGCUUUAUACCACUCGAAAAUGUCGUAAUUGCGCCCUUCACAUUUUCGUAUAUCACCGGUUGCCCAGCCAGACUGAGUUACUUCUCAUAGAGUUUGCGGAUUUAGAAGAUGCAAGCGUAAUCAACAUUUUGGGUGGAUUGUUUUAAGGUCUUUUAGUGCUACAGUUAUUCAACAACGAUUUCCGUUUAUAUAUCUAGAUUAUAAAUGUUUUUAUUAUGCUAAUAAAAAUACCCAGUAUCAGCAUGCAAACAUGUGAGCCAUUAUUGAAUCAAUAUGUUUUUGUCUUCAAUAUGUUUUGAAGACUUGAGAUCAAUGAAAAAAAAGGCCUUUGGCCUUAUGUACGUCAUAUUCCUUGCGCCUCGCCUCGUGCACGCAAUUUAUUCCAAAAUAGCACGUAGAAACACAGAAUUGCGACGCAUUUAUAAAUUGCGCGUGUCCGGUUAGCCUUUGCACCUUUGCGUUUUCAAGUGCGCAAUAUGUCUAUUCAAGUUUUCGCAUUGAAAUCUGGAAAAAGUAAAAUCUGGAAUUAGGGAUCAGCGUAACUCUGCGACUGGGAUGGAUUCGAUGCCGCAAUGUGCAGCUCUAUGUGAUUGUAUAUCAUUUCGGGCGUAUUCCGGUUUCCUCCUGUAUAUACUAACAGUGGACUAUUAUAAAUUUAUAUGUUUGGCCCUUGCUGAAACCCUAUAUACUAAGAACUGUUUAUAGAACCGACAGCGAGAUCCUGUAGAAACAUAGUUUAGUUUGUUGACAUAACUCGAAGAAGAAGUACAGUGAUUUGUCUUGUUGGCACAUAUUCAAAAUCGUUAUGACCUACCCUAAUCUGUGGCGAACCAAAUUUUAUUCAAUGUCCCUUUGUUAGUGAUUUCCUACAAUAAUAAUCUUUAUUCAUCAAAAUACCAAUACAGGCACAUAUGAAAUUACAUACAAUAAAAGAUACAAAGUGUAUCUUUAUAAUAACUAUAUAAAAUAUAAGAUUAUAAAGAAUGCAUUUACAUUUUUUUAUAUUAUGAAUGAAAAUAUGCAUGAUUACGUAAUGCACUGAUUAGCAUAUAAUAGAAGAAUAUCAUGAAAAGAAAAUAUUUUGCUACUAUUUUCAUGAUAGAUUUAUCAUGUAUAUUUAUAAUAUAUAAGAAUAAAUUAUUUGUAUCAAAUAAGCGGAAAGAACUAUAUUGAUACCAUAUAAAUCGUUUAAAAACUAUAUUUCGUGUUUCUGAAAUUUUUUUUUUUUUUUUUUAUUUAAAAUUUAUUAUUUGAUGUUUACCCCAAAAGCAAACUGCUUAUCGAGGGGGCUUACAUCUAUACAUAUAUAACAUUUUAACACACAACACACAAAAGGUACACACACCCAGACAAAAUAAGAUAUUAAUAUAGAAAUAUUAAACAUCAAAGGCGGAUGCGGCAAAACGACAUGUGUUUAAAAUAAAUUGUUGAACUAUUGAAAACAAUACACAAUUUUCUUCAUAACUCAAAACUUCAGAUCCGUUUAAAACACAGUUUAACUUUACAGUGUCGCUGCACCGCAACCACGAUUGACCAAAAAGCUGAGCAGCAGAGGUAAGCAAAGUCGCACGCUGAGUAGCAUAACGGGGACAUUCAAGUAGAUAAUGUUUUACAGUUUCUGUUCCUUGUUUACAUGCACAAAUAGGAGAAACUGCACAAUUAAUAAAAAAUAAAUAAUCAUUAAGAGCACAACAACCUAAACGUAACCUAGCAUGUAAAAUAGAAGCUCGUCUGCUUAGUGAGGAAUCAAAGAAACGGUUGUACUUUAAAGGAUGCAAUAAAUUAUUUAAUGUAUGUUUAAAGACAAAUAAUGAAUCUAACUGUCUUAUAUCUAAAGACAGGUUAUUCCAUAAAUUUAUAACUGAAGGAAAGAAAGAUGUUUUAAACAUUUCCGUUCUACACUGAAAAUUUGAAAAUUCAGUAGCUGACCUCAAACAAAAAUUCGAUCUCUCACCUACUCUCAAUGGCACCAACUCACUAAUAUAUGCUGGAGUCAUUCUAUUUACAGACUUAUAGAAGAAUAUUAUUUUAUGAAUUUUUCUUCUAGUUUUCAGCUUUACCCAGGCUAGUUCCUCACGUAAUUUCCGAGCACUGGUGCCUUUAAUUGCACCUGUAAUAAUUUUAGCAGCAUCGUAUUGAACGCUUUCGAGUAAAUCACUAUUUCCUGAUGUACAAUUAUCCCAAACAAUAUCAGCAUAUUCCAUUUGUGGCCGUAUCAAACUUGUAUACAAACAUCUAAGCGUUGACCUAUCUAGAUGAAAUUUGAAUGAUUUCAUCACAUUUAAUCGUUUAGAGGCUUUUUCAUAAAUUUCCAACACAUGCUUAUUCCAAGACAUAUUGUUUUGAAAUGUAAGACCCAGGUGGGUAUGAGAACUAACUUCUUCAAUAUCCACACCUCUCAAUGUAAGUUCCGGAUGAUCUAUUUUGUCUCUUUUCAAUGAAAAUAACAUGGAUCUAGUUUUUGAGGGGUUCAUAGUAACCAACCACUUAUCUGACCACUCAGAAAUCUUAGCUAAAUCGUUAUUAAGAUUUUCAGCUGAUUCAACAGGAUCAUCUACGACCUCAAAUAGCGUGGUAAUGUUUUGGUUGGAGCAUGUGAAUAAGUAGUAUGUAAUAGAUAUUAUAGUAGUAAUAUGUUUUGAUAUUCAGGUUUAAUAAAUACUUCUUCGCAAUUCCGCUCUAUCGUGGCGGUCAGAAAACCAAAAAAUUGUCACAGAAAAUUUGUUGUACGCGUACACACGUGCCAUUGACAAACGACGGGUUCAGAUUUGACUACCACUACCAUUACCUUAAUUUUUUUUAUUUAUGUAUUUUCCCCUAUGUACAGCUUUGUUAAUAUUUACAAAUAUUUUGUAAUAAUAUUGGGCUAGGGACCUACUAGAAACCCUAACAGGCUUUUUAAUUUAGGCCUUUAGUUACAGUUCAUUGUUAUCUAUUAAUUAAUAUAUUUACAGUAAAAUCAGAUCUUAUCUUAGAGUGUAUUAUUUACAAAAGGAAGGAAAGAACUAUAAAGCAAAAUAAUUACAGUACAAAUAUGCGCAGUAACUGCAAGAGCGUGAGGAAAUCGUCGCAUGUUUUUGUUUUGGGACCGUAUACCAAAGCGAUUUAUGGUCGUCGGGAGAAGUCUAAUCUGAACAGGUCUAAACAGCCCGUCGCGACCGCUACCAAUGGAGCCGUCAAAGGUAGCGGUAGUGGAAGUUGAAUCUGAACCUGUCUAAAGAAGACUUGGCAUAGAAUUAGUCCGACCUCCCACACUUCGAAUUGUACAAUACAUUACUGAUAGAUUGAUUGAUCGGCACCUUAUAUAUGUUGAUUUUGGGCAAAAUAAAAACAACAAACGCCCACGAAAACCAUGGGGUGACACUAAUCCUCUAUAAUCUCCACCACAACUGGAUACCUGGAAAAAAUCCCCAGAAAUGUGAAAAAUCGUCUUUAAAAUAAGGCGCUUUCAUCAUGAAGUUGAAUAUGGGCAGUUGAGAUAAAUUUUCGUGUGAAUGGUAAUCGCUGUCAGAAUAGAAUUCUCUUAAAAUUCUCUAGAAUAAAAUUCUGUUGUACGUCUUUUUCACUCGUUCACACUCAAACAAUCGAUUCGCAAUCACUCACAGUACUAUAAGUAAUAUUUCACGUCCGACUAUGAGGACUGGACUAGAUUUCAAGUCCGCGAAAUUUGAUCAAUAUGCGAGAGUUUUAAAUGACAUCUUAUACGAAUAUAUCACUGGAUUAAUAUACUUCACCAUGAUGUAUCCAGUAUUAUCAUGUGAGCAAAGUAAAGCAGUAUGGUUGGCUAAUUUGCUCAUGAAUUAUCAAUGAGUUUGAGAUCCUUCAAUAACGAUCUCUCACAUCUAACCGACAUUGGUAGCCAAGUAUUCCUUUGAUGUUCUAACAAAUUUUGAUCAAUGGACCAUUCCCCAUGAUUAACCAAAAUUUUGAACUCAACAAGCCUAGACAAAAAUUUCAUCACAGCUUGAAAGAGCAUCACAAAAUUAGUAAUAUUCCAAAGUAUUGUUGCAAAAUGUUGUAAAAUGCGGAUAAUAUAGCCUUGCGAAAUUUGCAAUUUUCAGUCAUUUUAGAUUACAAACGGGAAAUGGUUACCACUUCUGUGCGUAAUACAAAAUGACUGAAAAUUACAAACUUCGCAAGGCUAUAUUAUCCGCAUUUUACAACUUUUUGCAACGAAACUUUGGAAUAUUACUAAUCAGUUUUGUGAAGCUCUUUCAAGCUGUGAUGAAAUUUUUGUUUAGGCUGGUUAAGAUCAAAAUUUUGGAAAAGUGGUAACCAUUUCCCGUUUGUAAUCUAAAAUGACUGAAAAUUGCAAAUUUCGCAAGGCUAUAUUAUCCGCAUUUUACAACAUUCGGCAACGAAACUUUGGAAUAUUACCAAUUUUGUGAUGCUCUUUCAUACUAUGAUAGAAUUUUGUCUAGACUUGUUGAGAUCAAAAUUUUGGUUAAUUGGGGAAUGGUCCAAUAUUUGUAUUCUAUAUACCAGUAUUGGUAUAACUCUCUUUGAAUAAAGUUUGUUUAUAGUAUCUUACUGUUCUAGCUAAAGCUGCGUUUACACACAACGAUUAAUCGGGCCGCGAUUUCAGGUUUUGCCGAAUGUUAAAGACGAAUGUUUUAUCGUUGAAUGUUUAUGACGAAUGUUGUAUCCAAUUAAUCCCAGAGCCAGAGGAAGGUCAAUGCAUGACGCAUAUUAUGCCCAAAAACUUCCUCACACACGAGCCCCGAAAAGGCGUAUUAUGAAAUAUACUUAUCUAUUCCUUCUCAGGAAAUUAGAACUGAGUUAGGAUCGGAAAUUGGCUGCAAUUCUGCAAAGUCCUUCCCAAUUGUUCUUGUAAAAACAGUAAAAUGCUUAUUUAAUUAAAUAUAAAGGAACACCUUCGGGAAUAAAGCCUAAAGGCAAUAUAUUAAAUAUUCGUCAGAUGACUUGUGUCAUAUUAGAAAGAUUAACUGCGAACAUAGUCUUUCUGACGCUCAAUUUAUCCACCAUUUUUCGGGUACCGCCUCCAGCAAGCGUGAGAUGUAAGCACCUCGCGAAAUGCGACUUUUUAUAACUAUAGUUGUAUGAUGGUAAAUUCGCUUUUCUUGUUGUUUUAAUUGUCUAAAUCAUUUGUGAUUUGACGAUGAAUGACAGUAAAAAUGCCGGAUAGUGAUGCUAAUGUCCUUACUCCUCUUUAAUUUGUCUGUCAUUGCAUUUAUAUCGAAAACAACUCCUGAUUAUUUAAAGAACGACACGUUUGGUAUAUUUGUUAGAGCUUAUAAAUAAAAUCCGCACUCAGAUCAGCAAACCUUGUAUUAUUGCAAUGCAUUAAAUAGUGCUGUUCGCUUCCGACCUCAUCUAAAUCGUCAUGUUAAUUCUUUUAUCUUAUCAUUCUUCUGGAACAUUGAAAAUCAAAAUUUAUUUUAAUAUUUUCGGAAUCGUCUUAACUUGCUUUGAUUCCCACCUUAAAAUAUUAUCUGUAUACAUAUGUCUGUAUAUAAGAGUGCUUAGGAAAUAGCUAAAUUAAGCUAAACUAACUAUAUUUAUACGCGGUAGGGUAGCUCUCUAUCAGUUCUUAACUAUUCUCCCUAGAAGUCUCACAUGGAUUGACCCCUGCACCGCCAACCACAAACCACUGCGAUAAGCUAGCCUGGUGAUAGUUAAGAGACAAAAUUAAUGUCUGGCUUUGGUUUAAACGUCAAUACACUUUUCACCAAUUUUGGAUAUUUUUUACUUUUGCACAUUUUAGUACAUUUUAUCUUGAGGGCUGCUUAUUUUUCAAUGCACAGAUAAAAUAAUUGUCAUAGAUAGGUUUUCCCGAUACGCAAUCUACUUUCUGUUAUGUUUUUCCACAUUGAUUUCAUUUGAUCAAAGUCUUCAUCAACUUUGUCUUUGGGAAUCUUUGAGAGCUGUAUAUUUUAGUGUACAAAGGAGUAUUUGCCCUUAUGCACAAACAGCAUAAUUGUACAGUAAAAGAUAAAGGUUCUCCUGAUAAUUACUUAUUCUGAGUUAUUUGGCUUUCGACGUUGAUUUAAUCUAUGUUUUUUGGCCUGGAGUCCUGUGUUAUAGCUUUAAUCGUUCAAAAAUGUUCUCCCUGGUGAUCCAGUAAGAGCCAAGAGUUAUUAAUGCCCCAGUUACACGAUACUGGAUUCGCAUCGGAGCGAGUCGAGCGACAUCAACUAAGACGCUUUUCGGCCUUUUACAAUUCUGUUAUAUUAUAAUAUUGAGUGCUUAUCUUCCCUUGAAACUGUAAAAUUUGAUAUUGCUCCGAUCAUCCGAUGCGAAUCCUGUAUCGUGUAACUGGGGCCUAAGAGAUAUUUUUCAAGCUUGCCCGAUGUGGAAAUACACUCGAAGUAACAUCACAAACAAGAUAUUAUAAGGUUGGUUUAGUUUAGGUCUGUUGCACUAAAUAUCCCCAUCGGUAAAUUGUAAACUGCAGUCAGCAUGAAUAUCAAGUUACUCAAUGCUCCAAAUUGCUUGCCAUUCAAUGCGAAUUUUGUUAAUAGCCCAACGCGGUGAGUAUAUACGUGGGCGCAGAAUCGGUUCGCAUAUUUUGUGGUUUUUGAAUUGAUUUGAAUGUUUUCUUGACGUGCGUCACCUUGUAAUUAGUUCUGUCGUCAAGAAUAGCGUAAUCGUGACCUUUUAGCAGACACCUUGCAACAAAGAGUUUGUUCACAGGUAAUUGGCAUUAACUGCGCAUUAAAAUGAUACACUUUAGAGUUCUAGUUCACAUCAUGUCCGAAUUUCAAACCAUUUCUAUGAUUGGUCAAUCGAUACCUCUCCGCGCGCGCUCUAUAAAUAGCGCGCAUUAAAUAUACAGUGCGCUUUUGUUCGGGAGCAUACUAGCCGAACUUGAUAUCGAAAUUUGUUUGCAAACACACUGACAGUCAUGGAGCGUAGCGGUAUGGACUGUCUUGUACUGUUGUACUUCUAUUUCGUAAUAUUGAAUCCACUAUUAGCGGCGUCCAGUAGGCCGCCAAAUAUUAUACUCAUAGUCGCCGACGAUCUUGGUUUUAAUGAUGUAGGUUUUCAUGGUUCGGAGAUAUUUACUCCGAAUUUAGAUAAGCUAGCGAAAACCGGUGUUACUCUUGAGAAUUAUUACGUAUCGCCUUCAUGUACUCCAUCUCGAAGUCAGCUUCUAACAGGGCGUUACGGAAUUCACACUGGGCAAAUUCGCAACAUUCAAUCUAUGCAGCAGUCUUGUUUACGCUUAGAUGAAGUAACUGUUGCUGAGAAACUAAAAGCUAGGAACUACAGGACACACAUGGUCGGCAAGUGGCAUCUAGGACACUGUAUGACAGAGUGUACCCCCACUCAUCGGGGUUUUGAUUCGUUCUUUGGAAUUUUACUCGGCUCCGGAGAUCAUUUUCGCUACUAUAAAAGACAGAGAGUGAAGGGUGUGACUCACCUUGGCUACGACUUUUGGCAGAAUAAUACCGUAUCCCGUGCUGAGGGACAUACUAGGAUUUACUCGACGACUACGUACCGUAACCAAGCGUUGAGGAUAAUUUCAACUCACGAUCCUAAACAUCCAUUAUUCUUGUAUCUAUCCUUCCAAGCACCUCAUAGUCCCUUGCAAGUACCUCGUGAAUGGUUGAAACAGAAUAGUGGUAUCACUAAUUGGAAACGGCGAUACAUUGCUGGCAUGGUGACCGCGGUCGAUUCAGCUGUUGGGGUGCUGGUGAAGAGCCUGAAAUCACGUGGUUUAUGGGAAAAUACGGUGUUGGUCUUUACCACGGACAACGGAGGUCAGAUUAUGAACGGGGCUAGUAAUUGGCCACUCAGGGGUGGGAAAGGUUCAUUUUGGGAGGGUGGUGUUAGGGGAGUAGGGUUUGUGAAUAGCCGCCUCAUAAAACGCCCCGGACGCAAGAGUCACAGACUUAUGCAUGUCAGUGAUUGGUUUCCAACCUUUGUUCAUCUCAGUCAGGGAGAUUUGAACGGUACUAAGCCUUUGGAUGGAGUUAAUCAGUGGGACACCAUUAGUAGAAAUGCACCUUCCCCACGUAAAGACGUUUUAAUUGGUAUAUCACAUGCUAUUGAUAGAAGUCUAGACAGACGGCGAAUAAGCGCAGAAUGUCGGCGGUAUAUACCUAAAGCACUUCGAGCAUGUACCAGAAAGAAAUUGUUUAAAUUUCCCAAGAAAUGUGCGAAGAAAGAAGACGACAUCUGUUUGACGUACAAGGGGUCGAAAUGGUGUCAGCGCGCCGCCAUUCGACGUGGAAAAUGGAAACUACUGGUCGGGAUACAAAAACCUGGCAACUGGGUUCGUGGUUUGGGCGUGAAACCGAAUUGUUCAUCUCGAUACGAGAACGGAAAACGUUUGCAAUUAUUUAACAUUCGUUCCGACCCACGCGAGACCGAUGAUUUAUCACAGAAGUACCCCAAGAAAGUUGCACAAUUAAUGGGUAAACUUGAAAAUUACAGAAGACAUUCUGUACCAGAGUGGAGGUCCCCGAUUGAUAUUAUGGGUUCUCCCAAGUACAAUGGGGGUGUAUGGGGACCUUGGAUGACGGCCGCUUAGACUAUGCAAGCCGAUUUACACCACACAACUUUUGCUUCAAACUGUCGCAUGCAACCUCCUUACAACUUGAGUUGUACUGUGUAAAUCAAGCACACAACUCGCCUACGAUAAUGUAGAUUAGUAUAGAUGAGUUGUGUGCUUGAUCACAGUACGACUCAAGUUGUAAUCAGUUGCAUACGACAGUUUUAGGUAAAAGUUGUGUAGUGUAAUGUUUACUGAGGGUCUGAAUGGGGUUAACUGACUACUGACAUUUGCCUGAAUUUUUGACUGACAACUGACAAAAUAUCCUAACUGACUACUGAGAAAUGAUGAAAAAAAAUUAUAAGUCAACAUUUUGCAGUAACUGACUACUGACAGCUUGCAAUAUAUCGCACUGACAACUGACAAUUGGCUUAAAUUUUAGCUGACAACUGACACCCAAAGACCCCCAUUAAGACCCUCUUUACUGUUGAGUGGUUUGACCAGUGAGCUCCAUAUAUAGCCUAUAUCUGGAGUGAGAACUUACGUCCAAAAAAUGGGUUACAUUUUCAUGUCACGCAGUCACGAAAUAUAAGUGCGGGUUAGGGGGAUAGAGAUUGGAUUAGGUUUCGUGAUUGCGUGACAUGAAAAGAUGGCGGAAAUUGACGUCCAGUGCCAGUCCCUUGCUAUUGUUUUUGUCUGCGCGAUUAACACAAGGUACCGAAAUUUAGUGUUUUGACUUCGAUUUAAAGAGCGAAAAUAUGAUUUUGUGAACUGAUAACUUGACUAGCGUCACGAUCCGUCAGAAAAAAACUAGAAUUAGCUGGGGCCAAAUGAUAUUAAAACUGUUUACUACCUUCAUACUAGAGCUAUUGGACGUCAAUGGCCGCCAUCUUGGCUCCACUUUUCUCAUAGUCCGAAUGACUGAAGUUCUCACUCCAGGUAUAUAUAUAUAUAUAUAGACACAGAAUAAAGACAUACAGAAGUGUAACUUCCAUUACAAAACCGUAAGGCGCUUUUUUACCGAAAUAGCUGGCGGCCAUGUUUCUUAGCAAGUGCUCUAAAGAGGGGCAUUCACCCCCCUGGAAUAUUAAAUUUUCAACAUGUUUUCAGGGGGGUGACUGCCUCUCUUUAGGGCACUUGCUAGGAACAUGGCGGACUGAAAAAAUCCCUUACGCGAAAUUAACCUGAAGUGAGAUCUCUGUAUGUACUUCCUCUGUGAUAUAGAGUUCACUGGAUUUGACUAUUUUUAGACACACACACAGAAGUCCGAUUCAGCCAAAAAGCGUAACCGCCGCCACGUCGUCAAAAUGCACUCCCCAUGUUUCCAGCAAGUGCGCUUACGAGAGGCAUUCACCCCCCUGAAUAUCCGCCACUUUGAAUAUUUUCAGGGGGUGAAUGCCUCUGGCUAGGAACAUGGCGACAGCAUUGCAACGGUUACGCGAAAAUCAUAUGCAAAACCAAGAACUCGGACUUUUGUGUGUCCCUAUUCGGUGGUUUGGAUGAUGCAUUGAUUGAUUGCUCCAUUAUUCCAAAAACGCAUCGACAUUGUAUAGACAUGAACAGAAAGACUGAAGGCCAUAUCUUGAUUAUGUUUAGAUUUAUUUAGAUUAGGAAUAUAUGAUGUUAGAUAUUCAAGAAUAUUAGUGUUUUUUUCGAGAUUUGUUGAUAUUUUUACAUGUAUAGAUGAACAUUUUGAUAAAUGUAUAGAUGAAUUUUUUCUGUGUUGGUAUAAUGUACUCAUGUGAAUAUGAUGCUUGUGAUGUUACUCUGAGUGUAAAUCCACACUGGGCAAGCUUGAAAAAUAUGUCUGGCCACGGCCAAUGCUCUGCCAGCUGAGCCACGCGGUCAGAUCCGUUCGCGUAUGUGAUAUUUUGGAACUGAGUAUAGAUAUCGAAGGAACUAGACUCAGUUCCGAAAUAUCACAUACUCGAACCAUAUCGAACCGUCCUGACCGCGUAGCUCCGUUGGCAGAGCAUUGGGCUAGUAUUCCAAAGGUCGUAGGUUCGAUUCCCAAUGUUGGGGUAGUUCAAAUUUUAAUGAAAGUUGAUGAGAGUUUUUGCUACGUGCGCGGUAAUAUCCUGUCAACUGUCGUCGGUGUAAGGUCGCGAGGUGCAAGAGUUAAGAAAGUUCCACAAAUAAUUAUUAAGGUAUAUACAAGGUCGCGAUUUAAUCAAGAACUUGAACAGUUUAUCGAAUUAAAAAAUUUUAAGGCAUUUAGAUCGAUGGAACCUGUCAACCGUCAGCCGGAAGUACAUUCCAUAACUUAGCCGCACUGUAUUUGAACUGGGUUUUUUUAAGAAAUUCUCUUUGGCAACGAAAGUGACAGAUUUCUAUUGUUAUUUCUGAGAUUAUAUGCAUUAUACGUUUAUGUUCUUAAUCUUAAUGUGAUAUUUUAUUUUCUCUUUUUCAACAUCAAGAUGCUCGCAUUGAUGUUCAAGUUCAAGUUAGCCAAUUGGAGCACGACUUACAAAUUACGUCAUGUCCGUCCCAGAUCCCCAACAUACUCAUGCGACUACACAGCCGAGAUCCCGAUCCUCAUAAGAAUCAUGCCAAGGUGACUUCAUAUCUUGUUUCUGUUUGUUUGGACUUCAUAUCUUGUGUGUGUGUGUGUUUGUUUGUUUGUUUGUUUGUUUGUUUGUUUGUUUGUUUGUUUGUUUGUUUGUUUGUUUGUUUGUUUGUUUGUUUGUUUGUUUGUUUUACUGUGACUGUAUGUGGAUGGUAGGCGGUUGGUGCCUGAAGUAUAAAACGAUUAAAAAUAUUUCAUGAUUGAGUGAAGGUCCUUCCUUAGGAGAUCUGAUCUUCCUUGGGGGGGGGGGGGGGCUACACGGUACAACCCCAUGUCGGGGAUCCUAGUUCCCCUUCGUCGAGGAAUAUUAGCAUUUUAUUGGGGAAGAAAGUAUGUUUUAUAACCAACGUUGUAUUCAAACUAUCCUCAAAAUGGAGGAAAUACGUUUCAGAGUGUCGUGAUUCAAACAUUUUCUCAGAGAGAAUGCCCCCAAGAUUGAACAGACAAAACAAAACAAUAGUUUUAUUGCCUGUAAGAACUUAGCCCCCUGUCGGGGACCUUAUCCCUCUUAAUCCCUCGCGCCACCGAUUGUUGGUUGGUGGUCAUAAGUAUAUUAUAUGCUUACCUAUAUUUAUACGUACGUAGCUUACGUUACUUAUCCUUACAAUCAUUAUAUUUCCUUCCUAAUCUAUUUAUCCUAACCCACCCUGUGAACUUUCCUUCUGGGAGGCAACAGGAGUACCCGUAAAACCAACCAGCGAUUUGACAUGAACUAGUUUAUGCUUACCUUGGAAAACGCUUGUGGAAAGAAGAAAGGAGCAGCAACUAAAAUAUGUAUCCAAAGCUCUCGCAUGCGAAUGUCCUGAGAACAUUUCAGAUAUGUUUUUAAAUAAUGUUUAAAAAAUGUCUAAUUCUGAGCGAUACGAGUUAAGAAGAAAUAACGACACUCUGGUGUUGUCGAAGCACAAAAUCAAUUCAACGAAAAGGACUUUCGGAUAUGCUGCUGCCAAAGUAUAGAAUCAAAGUUUAUAAUAAGUAAAGUUUUAUCUCAUUUGAUGUGUGAAGGGGAAAUAUAAGGGAUUUGGGGGGAGAAAUUGCUGGUAUUUUCUAUAAAAUGUUUUAAUGUUAUUGGAGGGAAUACGUAUACCCUAGGAACAAGGUUGUUUGACUGUAUUUUAACUUAUUAUGCUUGAGUAGUUACCAUGCAAAAAGAUCUUGUAAAUAAAUAAAACAAAAAAAACCUACAUUUAAACUAUUUAUCUUUUCCACAAUAAUGAUGGUACCAUGAUAUUGCGGCUGACUUUAUAUUGUUUCAUGCUUUUUAGGGCUACGAAAGUGCUCUCUAUGGAUCAUAUAUUCAAGAUUUAAAAGAUGACAUUCAGCAAGAUCUCUUGCAUGUUCUGUUCAGCAAGGCUAAUCAGUGUUCGCAGAGAAAGGUAGAUGUUUUUUGUACAUGGUCAAAAUAAUUAAAACACCUUGAAGCCGGUUGUAUGAAACCCAUUCAGUAGGACUUCAUAUUGAUCUAUUUGUUUAAAGGGAAUGGCAAUAAAAAUUACGUUUGUCCCGUUUGAUAGAACUUUAGAAAUUAUAUGUUAAACUCCUUUACUGAUUUUUCAUAUAUUGCUUUGUUCUUGAAAUAUUUUGUCUGAAAACAACCAGUCCGCCAUCUUGGAUUAAUUUUCUACCUCAUUAACGGUAGGUUUUAUGACGUCAAAAACAGGGUUAGCCAUAUAAAAAUACUCCCGGGUGACCAAAUAACAAUUAGUAGUCUUCACUCAAAUUGUUAUAUUUGAAAUGGCGACCGAAGUAUAAUUUUGGGUAAAGUAUUUGCGUGACCCUACUCAAUGUGUAUUAUGUCCAUAAUAAUCCAAGAUGGCCGACAGUUCAUGCAUUGAUUUAUGGUCGAUUUUAUUUUUGGGCGAAAUAUUUCAAGAACUAAGCAACAUUUGAAGAAGCUGUAAAAACGUUUUCCAUAUAAUUUUAAAAGUUUUCCACCUAUGAGACGAUCUAAAUUUCAUUUAGAUGUCAUUAUAGAACCUUAUUCUCAGAAAGAACGAAUUUCGUGAAACACGUUUUUUCUCGCGUCAUUUCUUAGGACUUUGUUGUGGCAAAAAGCUUCUUGGAUUUUGGUUUUCAGACGAUGCAAGAUCAGCGCAAGCGAUAUGGCAACACGGCAACGUUUGAUAAAUUGAGCAAUUUUUUGUCUCAGGAAAUUUUGGUCAUCAAUAUUUUAAUGGCUGAAGAAAAUCGCGAAAAACUGUACGAAUAUGUUGUAUCUUGGUAGUUUUAUUAGCAAUUUUAAGUGGUAAAAUUCGGUUUGAUUAGCAAUUUUAAGUGGUAAAAUUUGUUUGCUAUCAUGAACUAAUUCAUGCUAUAGUUGUUAUUCUAUCAGGCUACUACUACACUUGUUAAAAAAUGACUGACACUUCUUCUACCUGGUGAAAAUAAUGUUUAUCUCUAUUAUUUUCACCUCAGAUCACCUGAUAUUAUGAGAAGAAUCAUGUCAAAUCUUACCAUUGGAGUUUCAGGUGACGAAUUGUUUUGCUAUUGGUGCACUGUAUAGCACUGUACACUGGUUACCUCCACCAGCGAAUUAAUUAUGUAUCAUGCAUACAUUAUACAAUGAGUGUAUCAUGCAUACAUUACACAAUGGGUAUAUCAUGCAUACAUUAUACAAUGGGUAUAUCAUGCAUACAUUAUACAAUGGGUGUAUCAUGCAUGCAUACUUUAUACAAUGGGUGUAUCAUGCAUACAUUAUACAAUGAGCUAAUUAGUAUUCCCUGUAAAGCAAGACAAACCUUCGCUAAUAUGUCAUCGAAUUUUUAUCCGAAUUUAACGAAAAUGUAACCAAUUUGUCCUUGGGCAAUGUCCAUUAAGCCUGGUUUACACUAUCCAAGGUUCUGUGAUCACAGUAGGAAUUUUGUAUGGGUAAAUUCUACGUUUUGAAAGAUUUGUAAGAAAUGUUUAGUGAGGGAACUGAUUUGUUAUUAAACACUUUGAGUUAGUUCCCCCAAACAUUUCUUACAAUUUUUUUUUCAAAUCUUGGAAUUCCCCGAUGCAAAACUCCUACUGUGAUUACAGAAACCUGGAUAGUGUAAAUCAGCUUUUACGCCCGUAUUCUAAAAGCUCACACUCAAAGAGUGGAGGUUCAAUCUGAGCUUCCCUUGAGUGUCAAUGCUGUUUUUGAAUAGCUGGAGGGUUAGUACUUACUCAACCUUACCCCAGGGUAUUCGCUCUUUCCCUGCUGGAGCGAAAUACCCUGGGAACGAGGUUGGUACUUACUAUGAAUAUGUGACUACUCAUUCUCCAGCUAUUCAAAAACAGCACUGACACUCAAGGGAAGCUCAGAUUGAACCUCCACUCAUUGAGUGUGAGUGAGCUUUUAGAAUACAGGCGUUAUAGUCUCACAUUUUCGAAUAUAUACCGAAACAGGGUAUAUACAUGGGCUAAAUAUUUUGACAUAAGGCCGUCAUGUUUGUAUGUGUUGUAGAUUAUGCCCCGAAAUCUCAUGCAAUUGAAACGAUGGUUGUGUACUUACUAAAUGUUCAAGAGUGGGCAUUUCUCUCUGACUUGGAUGUCAGAGGAGCCAAGGAAGCUAUGGACUAUAAAGAGGUAAAGACGGAGGCGGUGGGGAACCAACGCAACUCACAACGAUGUCAAUACCCCCCCCCCCCUUGCAUGCAGGAAUAUAAGCAUCAGAUAAGUUCAAUUCAGUCCCUGUAGAAUAUUCUCCCUAUACUCAGCCCAAUAAAUUCUGCCCUGCUCAGUCCAAUAAAUUCUGCCCUGCUCAGCCCAAUCAAUUCUGCCCUAUUCAGCUCAAUAAAUCCUUCCCUAUUCAGCCCAAUCAACGUGUUCUUGUUUGUUUUACUGAAGCUCGCUCGCAGUAUUGCUAGUGUGUGUACCAGUCUCACUAAACCACCUCUGUGGAGGAAAAUGGCCAAGAUUAUGUGGGAUACUAGUAAGUCCAAAUUGUGGUUAAUCCACCAUAUUACAUGGAUGUUAUCUUUAUGAUAAAAUUAUUGAAAUUGGCAUUACAGCCGAGAUCAUGUGGUAGGAGGCCAACAUUUUCUUCUCCCCUCACCACCGACCUCCCACCACACACACCCCAACCCUACCUCGACUGUACCAAUAUUCUCAGUUGUCACCUUUAUAUUUCUUUUCAUAGUUUUGAAGAUUUUCACAUCGACAGUCCAACAUAAACGAAUGUUGUCUGAUGGUACUCUUAUAGACAUCAAACGCGAACCUGAACACUUGUAAGUAGCUUCAGCCUUGUCAUGUGAACAUACUAUGGAAUACUUUGUACAUUUGCAGUAUAUAUUAUACAUUUAUAUCCAUAACCUGGGGGCCGGUUGUACGAAAACCGGACAGCCUUAUCCCCCGGAUACUGAUUUUCCAACGGUUGCAAAAUUGCUUGGAAAGCUAUAAAAUAUGGGUCUCAUAGUUAAUAAAAACAAACAUUAACUUAUGAAUACAAAAGUUUAAUAUCAGUUAUACCAAUUAACGGAUAAUUUUAGAAAGUUUGUAAAAAUCCGGUGGAUGGCGCCUUCCGUCCUUCGUAAAACCUGCUCCAGAGUUAUAACGUAAUAUUUUUUGUAUAUUUACACUGAUCUGGCCUAAUACCUUCCCCGAUAUUCGUUUUAGACCACAUUUUGUGAAAUUUAUUCAAAAAAUAAAGGUGAGACCUUUGCAGAUUUUUGUGUGUCCAGAACAUCUGCUAUAACGUCGUCGUCGGACAUAUUUUAGCUACAUUUAUUGAACUUAAACCAGAAAUCACAAACUUUUGUUACACUUUUUAGGACGAAACAUGUUUAAGUUUGAUAAUGUCAUGUUUGGAAAGAAUGCGAAGUUUAGAAUCUCCCAGCGAUGAGGAAGAUAAAGCCGAACAAAAGAAUACGACGACGAUGUACAGUCAUUUGUGGCCAACAUCCAUUCCAUCGUAAGUUUUAUUAUGCAAAAUUGGUUCUUUGCAUUCUAUUAGAGAGGCUCAGAUUUGACUUCCACUACCAUUACGGGACCAUUAACCAAUCAGAUGUAUUUGAACUAUCUGUAUGAUUAACCAAUCAGAUGCAUUUGAACUAUCUGAUUAACCAAUCAGAUGUGUACUAAGCAAGUGAGAGGUAGUGGUAGUGCAAGUCAAAACAAUACAAAAGUACGCAGUAUUUAAGUACUACCAUUUAGGCUUUGUUCAAACGUCAUGUCGAAUACAAUUCGCAUUAGGUUCGAGGAUCCCGGAACUACAUGUUGAUAACAUAUAAUCUGGCUGAAUUUGAAUGUAUAAGUAUAAAACUUUGUCGACAAGACACCUCGCAGAAUUUUGUGAAAAUUUGUGCUAGAUUUGCUCAUAGGCUAAGAUACUGUAAGCUCUUGUAGCCGUACAUAUUGGAGGGAGCAUAAUAUUGAUUAAAACGUGAUUAAGCGACCUAUAUAGUUAUUGCGUUACAGUUGUUGCAUAUUUUUCGUUGGUUUUUUUAGGGCUUCUUCUAUAGAAUUCCCACAGAUUGGCCUGGCCUGGCUGGAGGUGAUCGACCACAGUGUCACUGUCCAUCCGUUCAAUCCUGCAUUCCUUAAAACACAGGGAGAUACGUUUUAUGGUAAAGUACAUCAUAUCGAGUUGGUCUGCUGAUGAUUCUGUAAUGCUAUAGGCUUGAAAUAUAACCAUUUAAAUUGACGACUUCAUUUGGUCCAUAUCUUGGGUGUUCAGCAGCGACGUGCUGGCUCUGUUUGUCAGACGAGUGCGCCACUUUGAAUCAGGUUAUCAUAACACCAACAUUUUCCAUAACUCAUAUCAUAACUUCAUUUUUCCAGAAAACGAAAACCAUCUGAAUGCAUUACGUUGUUAUUUACAAGCUGGAGCAGCUGCCUCAGAUUUCUUCUCUUUGGCUGUUCCAAAGGCAGUCUGGGAUAACACGGUAAUCUUGAUUUUAAAAUUGUACAGCCCCCACCCCCCGAAAUGUAAAUGCCCAUUGGAUUAAAUAACAGUAGUGUGAUUGAAAUAAGAAUUUUGAACCAAAUAAGACGAAAAAUCUCAAAAGCGCAACAUCUUAUAACAGGCAAUUUAUCAUAAGGGGUAUAUGUGGAUUUUGUCUAGAAGAAGGCAACCUCCACCAUUUGUAUCCAAGAUUGUAGAAUUGGUUUCAUUUUCUAGGUAUACCGCAAAAUGAUAGCAUGUUGCUCUGCCUUCAACGCCCAUACGCAGGUAACGUAUUCCACAUUCACUUUCCAAACGCCUUUCGCAAUUGUGUCAUUUACUCCAUGUUAAUUUCAGGGGGUUAUUUUUAACUCCAGCGGAGUUAUUUUGAAGUAAAUUUAAAUCCAAAUGUGGAGUAAGACUGAGUUCAAAAUAACUCCACUGUUAUUUAUCGUAGGUUGCAGUACUGUGCCAAUUUCUGGAACCCUUGGACUACUCUUUGGCUUUUAAUGCCAUGAAACAAACAACACGGUAAGUAUUGACUUGAAUUAUGUUUUCUGUUGCAGUUCAGUGUUGUCUAUUGAGGUGUUUUACUUUCUGUUUUUUGCAGGAAUGAUGCAUCAGAGUUUUACUACAAUUGUAUUUGGGACGUCACUUUACUGGAGUUUGUAGUUCGUAUCCUUAUAGUUGCUUUUUGUGUGACCAGCAAAAAUUUAUCCGUUUUAAUAUUCUUACUAAUGAAUCAGUGUGUUGCAUUUUUUCAACACUAGCGAUGAAAGCCUUAAAAUUAAGCUAUAUAUUGCAUGGAAGAAAAAACUAAGAUAGAAAAUACUAAGGUAGUCAAAUGUUCAUAACUUCAUUGCACCCCACCCCACUAUUUUGUAAAAUGUCUGCCACUAUUUUCAGUGGCGUAGCCAGAACGAUAGUUGGGGGGGGCAUAUUCAUAUAUUCGUGUUCACAUACCAUAAAAACAAUUGAUUUCAAAGGAAAUUAAUAAGGCAGAACAGGAAUAUAUGAAUAUGCUCCCCCAAUUAUCGUUCUGGCUACGCCACUGACUAUUUUUCGCCUGUAAAAGUAUCCUUGCAGUACAAAUCUACCAGACAUCGUGGAUCUUUUCCGAGUAUUCCGUUCUCAAUUUCAAGGAACACUAGAACAAUAGGGGAUGGCCUAGAAUUGGCUGGAACAUUUUAAAACUGAUGGAACUAUCCAGUAUAAAUUUAAUUAGGUCGUAUUUCCACUAAAGAGUUCCUUGACAUCAGCUUAAGAGUUCCUUGACCUCAACUUAAGAGUUCCUUGACCUCAGCUUAAGAGUUCCUUGACCUCAGCUUAAGAGUUCCUUGACCUCUCAGCUUAAGAGUUCCUUGACCUCAGCUUAAGAGUUCCUUGACCUUAACUUAAGAGUUCCUUGACCUCAGCUUAAGAGUUCCUUGACCUCAGCUUAAGAGUUCCUUGACCUCAGCUUAAGAGUUCCUUGACCUCAGCUUAAAAGUUCCUUGACCUCAGCUUAAGAGUUCCUUGACCUCAGCUUAAGAGUUCCUUGACCUCAGCUUAAGAUAUUCACAGCAAACGUGGUGAGAAUGACAAGAAACAGAUUGCUGUAAGUAUGGUUUCGAAAUUAGGGACCGGUCAUAAAGUAACUGCUAGGGUGGGCUGGAGUGAUUUGGGAUGGGCCAUGGAAAAUGAAAAAAAAAAACAUGCAUGUCUACUUCAAAAAAUAAACAAAACUAUCCAAAUUAUCAAAUGCAAAUGAUGCUAUUGUCUAUCGAAGCCAGUGCUUUGUUUAUACAACAACAAAAAGUGGUCGAAUCACAGCAAAUACGAUCAACUGGAGAGCAGCUCAGUACCAAUGUAUUUGUCAAGCUUGGUGGAAUUAUGUAUGUCAAUACAGUCAUUACAGUGCCGUGCAUGUAUAUUUACAAUAUUCAUACCAGCAAAUUUAUUUUAUUAUAAACGUGUAUUUUCCCAAUUUAGAUUGGGUGGGUCAUGAAAAUUUUUUUGUAAAAUUAGAUGGGCUUUGAAAUUUUUAUCUACAUCCUAUAAGAUGGGUCACCAAACUUAUUGGCAAAAUUUGUGAUUUACCUCCAGCCCACCCUACUUUAUGACCAGUCCUUUAUUACAUAUAACCAAAAUUUAAACACAGCGAUUCAUUCCCAAAAACUAAUCCUUGUCAUGAGCCUUUUUAAAAUGCGACGUGACAAAUUAUUAAGUCCCCCCCAUAUAAUCCUGGUAGCGCCACUGUGUUGGAUCUCAGCAUUCUCAGGUAAACUAUUUUAGAUGACGAUACCGACUCAGAAUUGCUUGACGGUUCUAAUGCUUCACUAUAGAUUUAAGAUCAAAUAUGUUAUAUACGGAUAUCGAUGGAACUAGAGUGAGUUACAAAAUACCACUGAUACCGAACCAAUCAUCCCAUACCUGUGUUAAAAGCGGCUUUCUGAUUGGUUCCGAACAGGUGAGUUUUUUCGAAUUCACCCGCGAUAAAGCUGCUUACGUUGCCGUCCGCAUCAGUAAUUAACAAUGGCGGCAAAAUUUAGCUGAUAAACCUAAUAAAACUUUAAACUGAUUUUUUUCAACUAAUCCACUGAGACUGAAGAAAAACGAAAAGAGAUGAAAUGAAGGCAAUUUAGAUGUAGAUAAAGAAAUAUUCAGAGCUCAAUGAUUUUUUGGCCGAGAAAAUAUUGACAAUACAUCGACGAAUUUAUCGCAAAGAGCGGGCGUCCCAAAACAACAAAAAAGAUCACUUUCGCAGUGUGUAUGGGAUAAAAACCAAGCGUACUUACAGAUUCGGUGCAUCCGGGAUUGACAGCUACCAGCCACCCUCGGUGCGUCAAUCCCGGACACACCUCCCGGCAAGUACGUACGUUCGAUCCGCAUCGCGGAUUCGAUCCCCAUUGCAGUCAGGCCAUUUUUCAGUAACUCAGAGUAACAUCAUGUAAAAAUUCGUCAACAUUUUUAUUUCUAGGUGCAAGCAAUCAGCAAACCAGAAUUAAACAGUUGCAACCCACCUGAAAUCCUUCAGAACGCCAAACGCAUCAGGAACACUAGAUUUCUUCAAAUUCUUGUAAAACAGUAUUUGUAAAUUAUGAUAAAUAAAAAGUACGUUCUUUAACUAAUCUAUAUUAUUAAUGAAAAACUGUUGUACUAUUUGUAUUGCAUUUCAUUCUGUCUGAAGAUGACUUUGAAAUAAAGUCGAAAAUUCACAGUCUCAACCUGCGUCUUGUUUUGGAUCAUAUAUUGUAAUCUCAAGAUGUCUCGUCUUUACGGAAUUUGUUUUUACUUUACUUUUUUUAAAUUGUCGGCUGGUCAUGGUUUUCUACCUUACAAAAUCUUUAUACGGUUUUCCCGCAGAAGUGAGACCCGCAGGCUUUUAGCCAGAAGGAAAAACGAAAAACGCACGCCUAGAACGAAAAACGCACGCCUUUGGACGCCCAAAUUCUGGGGGGGAAGGGAAAUUAUUUUCAAUUAUUUCCGUAUUAAGUAUAUUAAUAUAUCUGAAACGAAAUAGCUUCAAUUCUCAAUAUUAUUAUACAUUUGACAUUUUGAUCAAUUUGAUGGUGUACCUGGCUGAAUGAAAAUGUCAUAAGUAAAGAAGCAUAGCGGCACAAACUUACAACGCCAAGUGUGUUUGACAAAUUUCUAACGAGCUUGGAACAGAUACUGACAUGAAGUAACAACGUAAACUUCAAAGGUUUUCCAGAGGAACGUUUUCUCGGACCCCCUUUAUUGUGGAUGUAUUGUUAUGCCAAAGUUGGACGCUCUCUUUUAGGACCCAGGCUAAAAGCCUGGUUCACCUCCGUACUUAUGUAAGUACUCUGUGCCCCUGCUUUAUAUGUAUGUUAUUAUUCCCAGACCCCCCAGUCAUUUUAAAGGCACAGUUGACACAGUUCAGCCUUUUGAAUGAUGGGUCCGGUUAUUGAAAAAACUAACUAGGAAAAUCAAUUAAGCAUAAUUCAAGAUCAAAAGUUAAUGUUUUUAACAUUUUAAAACAUUCUUAUUGUUUAAAAACAUUGAAUUUACUGAUCAUAACGCACCAUAAAAACCAUCAUUCAAAAGGCUGAACUGUGCUCUAAAAUAGCUCGGAAUUUAUCGACUUGCAUCGUACAGUGCCGAGAUCCCGACGGAGUGCCGGACAUUUCCGAAUUUUAAAUGGCAUGGCCGAAGAAUGUGGAGAAGCAAGGAAGAAAAAUGGAGGAUCAUUUUUUAUCAAACUUACCUUUAUUGGAAGGUAAUAUGCUUUAUUUAAUAUCAAUCCUUGUAGUAGAGUACUUAGAUUACCAAUAUAGGUGGAAAUUUUGGACAUCGAGCCCGAAUUUAAUGCGAUAUUUCGGCAUAAAGUUUGUGCUUUUGCUUUGCACGUGGUUCGCUUUAUGGGCGAUUGUCGAACUUUAAGACCGUGUUUUAAUUCAUUAUUGUUGUCCACCAAAUGAGUAAAAAGAAUAAUUAAGAUCUAGAAUUGUUUAAGUGUCGAAAAAAUUUAUCUCUUCUGAGUUCUUGCCGAAAUUUUGUAUAUAAUUUAAAUGCUGCAUACAGGGAUCAGAAAUGUACAAGCUGAUUUCAUCAGCUUGUACAUAUUUUCAAUCUUGCGACAAAAUAUUUUAAGAAGGCCAUGUAAAAAAUAUCCCGGUUUAUCAUCAGUGGCAGCAGAAAAAACCUGUGCGGGCGAGCUGGAUUUUUUUUUACCAAAUCACAUUUAGUAGGUGCACGAAAAAAUAUACUCAAAUAUGCAGCACAGUUCUAUGAUAUAAUAUUUUCAAUGCUAUUACACUUUUCAUUAAUAUUACAAUUGCCAAGGCCCAAGCACAAUAUCAUACACGUCAAUAUGAACUCGUGUUUUCAACUGGCCGACCAUUAUGAAAAUUUUGCAUGGGUUCGUCGCACGGUCCUCCAGAAUAGUGAUGCGCAUGCACAUAGAAGUGCAUGCGUUCCCUGAUGAUAAACCAGGAUAUUUUUUUACAAGCCUUGCUUUGCUUGCUGAGUAAAAAAGCUUGGUGAGCAUGGUUUGAAAAGAAGAUUGUUCUUUUGAAGCACCUCUACUCCAGGCUCAAAUAAUAUGCACCGGUAGCAGUGUAAAGCCUUUUUCUAGUACAUGGGCUGGCAAGGAUUCAGAGAAUGUCAAAAAAAUAAAAAGGACAGUAUUUGCUAAAUUUUAAAACAUUAACUUGAUUUACCAAUACAGCAGAUGCCUGGGGUCGAAAUGAAGUUGAAAAAAAUCUCAAUCAAAUUUUAACAUUUCCAACUGGUUCCGUUGGCAUAUUUCUGAUCAAUUUUGAACAUAUUUACAAAAUAUUUGUGAUUCAGGCUUUAUAUCCUGGCUGGAAAACCAGAACCACAGGAUAUUGUUUUGUUUCAGGCUCUGAUGUUCAUAUUAGGCUGUUGCGGUAUUUGAAAAAAAACGAAAACCAAUACUGGGAAAAAAAUACCGAUAUAUCGGUAUUUUUUCGCGAUUGUAUUUUGCUUAAUUUUAUUGCAAAAUUUGCUUGAUUUUAUAAUGCAAAAUUUUCUGUUUUCAAAUUACGCCAAAACCCCGAUAUAACAAGAGAAAUAUCUGCAAAAUGACAUAUUACACCUUGCAAUGACAAUAUAAACAACCACGUUUGGCUCUCGCUCUAACCCUAAUUAAGGAUUUUUCCGCAGAGUUAGCACAUUGAUCGUCUUUGUCCUUCUGAAAUAACUCCAAUCAGCGCUUGAAAAAGCUUGAUAUGACGUUAAAAUAUACAAACGUAAAUGACUAAACAUGAUAUCGAUAAUACCAAGAAAUAUCAAUAUUCCGAUAUACCGGUAUCAAAAAUUUCAAUAUCGAGUAAUCGAUAUUUAUAAAAAAACGAUAAUUAUCGAUAUACCGCAACAGCCUAGUUCAUAUUGAGUUUUUCAUCUCGCUAGCCAAGCUAUUCACACCCUCAAUAAAAUUCUCAUCAUUUCUUGUAGAUGUACAAUGCAAGGUAGUUCCAAGAAUGUUGCAAGACCCCAUGAUUAUGAAAAAUGGACACAUUCCAAGAUCCUGAAUAAGAGGUAAAUGAUUUUCUUCUAAUUAUUUCUAACCUUCGAUCUCCUUGUAUUUUGUGGACAAUUUCCUUUCUAAAUAUACAUUAAUUUGUUUCAUGUUUUCAAUUAUGAGUUUUUUCAAUUUUCUAGAUGUGUGUUGCAAUUUCAAAGAAUGUCUCAAGUUGUUGGUUGAAGUGUUCUUGAUCACAAAAAAUAACACUGUCUAUUGGAAAGUAUAUAAAAGGUCUUAAUAUUUUCCUGUCUUAUCUUACAUGAAAUGUUUUGAACAUUAUAUGAUUGCUUGUGAUCAAUAGUUUCAAAAAUCCUGGUCCCUCGAUUACUUGAUUAAGUUUCGUGUUGCCACUGAUCGCAGAAAAUCUAUAAUUUUCAAAGCAAAUAAGCAUUUUAUGAGCAAGCCACAUAAUGACAAACUGUCUGUUUUUUGAAAAAUGUUGUUUAACAGUGAUGAUUUUGUUUGGACAUGCAUAAAUCUUAAAGUACAGCAUAUAUAAAUUUGUGUUUAUCUGUGUUCUAUCUGAGAACAUAGUUGUUUCUACAUAUUUCCAAAGUUUUUGUCAAAUUAUAUAAAAAAAUGAAAAGUUUGUCAGUAUUUGGCUUUCUUAUAUAAACAUUGAGAAGAUUGAGGUGGUUUUUAUUACAAACCAAAGCGGUUACUUACAAUUAAAACGUGAAUUUAUUAGUUUUAAUUCAGGAUUGGGUAUUUUCUUUUAGUAAUGUUUCGGUAUUAAUUUGGAGUAUGUUUUCAUUAAAAGAAUUAAAAGAACAUUGAUGAACAUUUGUCUCAUCGUAAUUUGUGUUUUGAACUUAUCAAAGUGCAUUGUGAAAACAAUAAACUUGUGUUCCAUCUCAAUCUUCUCUUGUUUAAAUGGACUUUGAGUGUUUGUUGAAAGUUUGGAAAGUUCAUCUGAAAACUUUUAAAAACUUUCCCAACUUUAAAACAAAUACUUAAGGUCGAAAUAAACUAGGAUAUUGCCUUAACCUCAUUACAAAGUGGAACUUACUUAAAUAUGGAUGAACUGAAGCUCAGCAAACUAUACUUAAUUUGGGGGGUAAUGUGAGAUGGAGAAAAUAAAAGAAAAUGGAUUAUCAUGCAUGGCAAGGAAAACCACAACCAGACUACAGGAUGAUUUUCUUUGGAAUAUGUUUUAAUUAUAGGGAAGAAAAAACAAUCAUUAUUGAAAAGUAUAUAUUAAUUGUUUGGUAAAGCAAUCCAAUAAUUGGAAUAAAUUGAGGCUGAAGAUAAUUGACAGUUCUUUGUGCUAUGUACGUGUUAAUCAAUGCAUAUAUUCAAGCACAGAAUUAACCAUUUGUUUUAUCGCCAAACAUACAUAACUACAUGAUUGCAAAAAGAAAGUGGCAGGGACACUGCAACAGCACAUAGCCAAUUAUUGCGGACCCUUUGAAUUAGUAUUCAUCAAAAUUUGUGUGUGUUUCAUCACACACAAGAGGCAAUCACUGAGAUGCAUGUUCUUUGUGUACCAAAUUUUAUAAUCUGAAUAAAAAGUUCUAGAUUUAAAAAAAAAAAUUUGAUUUAAAUAAUCUGACCUGCAACCCUAAUUUAUUGAUUAGGUGUAAAAUUUUUUAAGCUUGAAUUUCAUAUUUUAUUUCGAAUCAGAUUCAAUGAAUUAAUUUUGUACUUUGGUUUGGAUACUGAGAUGACAAGAUUUAUAAUUUGUAUUAUCUGGUUGCAGUUAAUAAUUGUUCAAUGUCAAUUGCUUCAGUUCAACAUUAUAUUCGAAUAGUUCCACUUUGGAAUGGUGUGUUAUAAUAGUCAUAAUAAUAAUAUAAGCAAACAGGUUUACAUGGCACUCGGACAUGGUCUUUUCAACAAGUACGCAAAGGUAAGUUUAUACUUCAAAAAGGUCUGUUUUAACCUGACACGAAUGCUGUCCAAAAUAAACUAAAAUCAAUCUUUGUGACCUUUCAAUGAAAUUUCAUAUGUUGAAUCGACAACCCUGCAUGAGCUACUACCGUAUAUGUCUUUUGAUGUUUGUGUUUGGUUUGCUUUAAUGUUGAUACUAGAAAUUGAUGAAAAUGCAAUAUAAUAUUUUGAAUAUUGAUAGAGAUUCUAAGGAUUGAAUGGAAACUGAUUUUUCCUUGUGAGGACUUGAGAAAAUUGUUUGUCUUCUUUUGAGUUAACAAUCGAAGUAUAUACCCAACAAAAACUUAUUUCCUGUUUUUCUUAUGCAAAACAAUAAGCUUUUUUCCAAUUGAAAAUUUUCUUUUGAGUUUUGGUUUUGACCAAUAUAAAUAAAAGUGUAAAAAAAAAUAAGAAAAUAUUUCAUGAACAUUUGAAAGUUUGGUUCAACCAUAUUUUGUGUGUUUCUGUACAUGGUCGCUACAUGUUUUGCAUCAAAAAGUUUUUUUUUAUAUAUAUAUAUAUAUUAUAAAACAGAACGUUUCCCUAGGUGAACUUUAGGAGAUGUUUGUUUGUAAAAUAGUGGAUCAAAGUGUAUCAUUUUAUUGUAUUUAUCGAGGACGAGAAAUGCACCAUUUUAAGCAAAGCAAAUUGAAACUGAAUUUUUGUUCGAAAAUUUAUCAGAAUUGGAGAAAUAACAUUCUUUUAAAAUUUUGUUCAACUGCAUUUUCAUCACUUGAAUUAGUAUUAACAUUAUAUAUAAUCAAUUCAAAGCGGUUGUCAGGUUAAAAAGGACGCUCAAAGAUAUAUGGCUCCGAAAGACUGCAGGAUAAUUUCAAAUUCUUCAAUAUUUCUUGAUUUGGCACUUGAAAGAAAUGUUCAAUUGAGUAUGGAACCCAUGAUCUAGUAAUGUUUCGAUGUUUAAAGAUAUAAUUUCUGAGUUUAAAGAAGUAUGCUGUCAAUGCAUUGUCAAAAUGUUAAGGCACUUUGAGGAAAUUAAUUUGCUUCAAGAAAUGGAAUCUAAACAUCACAUCGCGAUAAAAUCAUUAUUUUCCAUACUCAAGCGAAAAUUUUGGUCACUUUACCAAAAACAGUUCGUAUUCAAAAAAGUAAAAGAGCAUGUUCGAUUUACUUUGUCUUUGAGCCAUAUAUUUUCUUUGUAAAACAACCUGCAUGGUGUUACGCUUUUGAUUUCUCCGUCAAACUCGUAAAAUUUAUCAUUACAGUUGUUUUACAAUAUUUAUUUUGAAGUAUAAACAUUAUCUUGAGAAGACCAGGUUCUCUUGUUUCCUCAAGAAUUAACUUUUUUAAUGUUAAUUCGUGGGCAAACAAGUUUUUUAAUGUUGUGUUUUCACUUGUGCUUAUUCACUUGUGUUGAACACAAUGUUAAUUGCUGUCUUUGUGCCAUGUUCUGUUUUCUUCUAUUGUUAUUUAAAUAAGUAUGCAGUGGUUGUUCUCUUUUUAUUGUUAUUCAAUUUGUAAUUACAAUUCUUUUCAAUAAAUUGUUCAUUAAUUAUACAAGAGAAUCCUUUUUAAUUAAAAAUUCAAUUCCCAUGGGAAUUGAAAAAAAAAAAUAAAAAAAUUCCCCCACCCCGGCCGGCUCCCCAAGUACUACCUCCACUUCAAGCAGAAGUACUUCUACUAUAUAGUAAAAGUACUUCUACUUAAAGUAGAGGUAGCACUCGGAGAGCCAGCCGGGGUAGCGAGGCGAAGAGAAGACCAACCUUGCAAAUGCAAAAUAAUGCAAAUUGCUAAGUCGAUCUUCUCUUGAGAGCAGCCACGCGCAUACCUAGCAAAUGUAAAACAACAAGCAUUAGUAACAAAUACUCGACAUGCAAAUUUUGAAUCCCAUGGCCGAAAUGACAAGUGCCCCCCACUGAUUCCUACCAACUGCCUACCUGCCUCAAUCCUAAGCUGUCUGCCUCAGUUCUAAGCUGUCUGCCUUGGUCCUAAGCUACCUGCAUCCCAUUCGUAACUUCCGCUUUCCUCACUAUCACACAGACACUCACAACUGCCCAACCUGCCACCAGCCCGACUGCCCACCCUUAAAACUGAAGGAAUUAAAAUUUUGGUAAAGUAUACAUAAUUAAUUUAGUUAAUCGAAUAUUUUAGGCGAAACGUAAACAGAUAAAUUAAAAGGUUGACAAUCAGACGAAAGACCGCGUUUACAAACAGGUGAGUUUCUUACUUGCCUUUUUACAUGAAUAUACGAAACCUCAAAAUCCAGAUUUUUCUUUUUAUAUGCUUUACUAGCAGGCUAUAAUUUUUGUUUAAAUCGAAACUCAACGCAUUUUGCAGAUGUUAGGAAAGUAGUCCUUUUUCAAUGUUCAGAAAAGAUAUAGUUUCUUUUUAAAUAUGCUCUCAAAAUUGUAAUUCCUUUAGUUUAGCCUAACCCCAUGCAUCCUACACACACGGCGCACACUCUCGCACUCCAUACAUUUAGUUAAUAAAUUACGUUAUAAACAAAAAAUCAAAAUAAAAAGAUAAAUUACGUUAGCACUAGCUAUCCUAUAACCCACUUAGACUGACUUUUGGAUUCUGCUUCGAAACGUAAGAUCUUAACUGAAAGGGCAUGGGCUUGAGUUUUGUUAACUGGUCCGAAGUAAAUACAAACCUUAAACUUACCAACCAAAGGCUCGCUUAAAUAAGCAUGAGAAUGCAUAUAAUUGUUUUUUCAUAGGAGUUUAAAAUCCAAACGAAAAUUACAAUGUCGCUAAUUUAGUGAGCAUAUAGUACUGUUUGUCUAUAUAGUUCAAACAGAUCGAACGCAAUUCUCAUACUCAUUUAACCGGAACGCCUUGAUGAUCAUUUGCAUGGCACGUCGCAGCUGCUCUCAGUAACAAGAUACUUAUCAUAUUUAAUCAAAGAGGAUUCAUUAUAAAGUCGCAUUUCCACUAUGAAAUCAAUAUCAACAUGAAAACAAAGCAUAGCAUAUUCCCCUGGGAAUUAAAAAUACGGAAAAAAAUAAAAUUGCCAAAUACCUUUUUGCUUGCGCAAAAUAGAAAAAAUUAGCAUAAAAAACAAAGGAUAGUAUAUUCCCAUGGGAAUUAAACACACGAAAAAUAAUCCACCAAUUCUUACUUUUUAACGCUUGAAAUAGGGUUGCUUGUUUUCAUCGUAUGUUGAUUUCAUUGUGAUUUAUCCCAUAGUUAACAUAAUAUAAACAUGGGUAGGGACAGCAUCUGACAGCUACGAUUUUAUUAUCAACACCAACUGACGAUGAAAAAUAGAAAAUGCUUGGUGCUAGACUCCAAGCCAUGUUUAUUUUACAUCAACUAUUAUGGGUGACGCGGAUUAAUAUUUCGUUUUCAGAAAAGACUAUACAAUCUUCAAUAUUCCAAGCAAGAUUUCGUGCUUUUUUAGGUAUUGUUGCGUUGAUCUUUUUUAUACAAACAGUUCUCUAUUAUCUCACUACGUUUUUGAAAGUUUUACCCAAACGUUUGACCUAAUUUUGAGGGCAAUAUAUUAUUUCUAUACUCCAAAAAUUGGAAAACAAAGUGGAAAAAUUCGCCAAACUCGUAGCAUGUUUAAUUUCAAAUUUUUCAAUGAGAAAAUCAUUGAAUUCACUUGAAUCCCCUUUGAUCUUUAAAUAAGUAUUUUGUCUUUAACUAACUUACAUUGGUAAAAUUUUUUGCUACUUUCAUAUUAGCAAUGUUGUUGUUUCCGAUUGUUGCGAAUCGUCAUUCUUUUUUUGACUCCAUGCCAUUCGUGAAUUGCUCUUUCUGUUCUUUUCAUCAUCUCUUUUCAUCACAUCAAAAUUUCAUCACAUCACCUUUUGAAAUUAAAAAAGUAUCCAUGAGUCCAUGAAAUAGGAUUGGAUCAUAUCAUUAAAAGGCUUGAGUAAUAUUGCCAGGAUUUUUUUAUUAGAUUAUUCGGUCCUCACAAUUUUACCAAAUUAUCACAGACAAAAAAUUUCCAUGGUUAUUUUAGGCUUCGGCCCCAAUUCAACGGCGUUUAUUAUCCCAUAAUAACAAUUUUGAAUUGCAUGGUUAAAUUGCAUUAAAACAUGAAAUAUUGUCAAUGAUAACCUAGACCUAGGCCCUAGCCUUUGCUCGGGCAGGUUUUGGUAAAUUUUGGGCCAGUAUUUAGCAAGUAUGACGUCAAAUGCUUUUGCCCGUCCUCCGCCCCACUCCCAAGGCGCGUAGUGCCAGUCUUCUCGUGUGAAAUGCACCAAAAUUAAAAAUAGAAGGUCAAGGUGCAGCUGAAAGAGUCUUUCAUGUGACGCCACGGCAACUGUGUUCAGUGUGUUGGAGUAUAAUAUCCAGUGGCGAGGGGGGGGGGCUAAGGGUGUGCGACGAAUUUGUGUUGCCAUCAUAGGUCACCUAUUAUUUUUUGUUGCAACAACAAAAAGGUAGGAAUUUUGUCUGCGCAUGCGUCAAAAUUGGCGCGGUGAACAUAUAGGAGACCUGGGGAGGGUAAUUAUCACAUUUGAUUUUUGAACGUUUUAUUUAUUUUUUGGCCUAGUUAUUUCUACUGAAAAAAUAUUGUUAUUUAAUUAUUCUUUGGGAAGGUGGGAAAAGUAUGCGAACGUUCACGAUCGGAAACAAAAAUGUAGAAAAAUCAAGCUUUUACGUAACUUUAUAGGUCGGGAAUCGUCCGUUUCCGACGGAAAAUCGCGAAUUUUGAAUUUUCCUAUCAAAAAACUUUGACUAGUGAGCGAAGAAAGGUUCUGACCAGUACAUUUUUGCGAAAACGAAUUUAUAUUUUUUUGCGAAUCUGCUGUUCACCAGAAACAGCCAGAAAGAACUCGAAAACGUUUAAGAUAAUCUUUCGAAUGCGCCUAAAAUUAUUGACCACCGCUGACAAAAUCCCUACCUGUUGAAACAACACGAAAUAAGGAUAGUGCAUGAUACUUAAAUAUCGAAACAACGUUUUGGAAUUAUAGUUGUUGGUAUAGGCAUUUGUACGGUUUCGAGUGCAAUUUGGAAAAAACGAGUGUAAUUUGAGUCUGAAGUACGAGUGUAAUUUGAAGUCUUUGAAAAGCUUACGAAUGUAUGUUUUUCCAAAUUGCACGAGAAACCAUACUAUUACUUAUUAAUAAUAUAUUAAAUUCAUGGUCACUUCGAUUCCAGGCACGAAACACAUACGAAGUAAAUCAUUUAACCCAUUUAAACCCAACAACUUUAAUACAAGGUUUCAACUCUCAGCACUGAAAAUGUGAUUUUGUUUUGCUGUUUUCGAAGUAUUUCGUUUUGCUACUGUAUUUUUUUUUGGCACUGUAUUUCAAUCAGAAUGGAGAACAUUUUUUCAUGUAUAUUGCUAGGUUUGAAAGAAAUUCCUGCAUGCAUAUAUUUCAAAAGUCAGUUAUAAGAUCACUUACAUCUAUAUUAAUCACUUUUGCAUUUUCGUUGUUUCUGUUGAUCUGGCAUCGACGUUCUGUUGAUGAGUCCAUGUCAUCUACCAUUCCUUCAUCCCGCAAUUCAAUCGAGUAUUGUCUUUUCUUGGAUGAUCUAGUUGUCUUCACUUCACAUUUAUCUUCUCUCCGUACAAGCUAGUAAGUUGCGGUUUGAUGUAAAAAUUUCUUUUCCCUGAAGGAUAAAUAAACAUUUUUUUCAAACAGUUAUUUUAUCCAAAAUUUUUGAAAUAGUUUUUCGGUUUUUAAUAAGAAACGAUUAAAAAUCGCUGGCAUCCUUUUUCAUUUUCUCUUACCUUGAUAAAACCUGUGUUACUCUCAUCUUGGCAAUGUUUUAGGAUCUGUUGGUU
Messenger RNA from Paramuricea clavata, 40374 nucleotides. Lineage: Eukaryota; Metazoa; Cnidaria; Anthozoa; Malacalcyonacea; Plexauridae. The record is from the annotation of a GenBank genome assembly.